Lingula anatina is the source of this 2229-nucleotide messenger RNA. RefSeq lists its product as uncharacterized. The record is from RefSeq and is a predicted model, not a curated record. Gene Ontology annotation, molecular function: protein binding; calcium ion binding. Lineage: Eukaryota; Metazoa; Brachiopoda; Lingulata; Lingulida; Lingulidae.
AUGGACCAGGUUACGGGACAACGGAGUUUUUUCACGUGCUUGAAAUGACGAUUAUUAUCAAAGGUAAACGAACAUGAACAACGAGAAGUCAACAGAUAACAACACAAGGCAACUUGAGGGCACUGUUAGGUCAGGCAGAAUGAGUGCUGGUCAAACCACUACUAAAGAACCGAAUACCGAGUACAAACCAAGCACUCCACUGUCUACCAACUCACAACAAACUUAUGACAAGGCAACGUCCACCAGCGAAGACGAUAUUGGGCAGGGAUGGCGAAAGGAAGAUAAAAAAUCUGCCAUCAUGGACAAACGUUAUUCCAUCGCAGAGCACUUGGAGACAGAGAACGAUGCGGAUAAUAGGUUUGAUAGUUACGCAUCAGUAGAUCGGGGAGUGUCUACGUCCCCAGAACUGUUCGACGGGAACGGACCAGACAGGAACGAUGUUGAUUCUAGGCAAGAGGGUGGGAUUUUUAAUUUGACAGCAUUCAGGGAUAAUGCAGACGGUCAGUCUGAAGGCUACUCUGUGCCUUCGGAUCUCCCGUCUUUAUUACCGAAUGUUGAAAAUGAAAAACAGAGAGCCAGACUUGGGUCGCCUCAUCUACGUGCUGAAACGAGCGAUAGACAACAAGAAGUGACAUUUGAUGAAAGGGACGAGGAAAUAUCGGAUAUCGAAAGUGACAGUGACGAUAGCAGUCUCUUUUAUGACACGGAUCUGGAAGCAGAAGAGCCAGAAGUGGACAGGGACAUUAAUGGUUUACAGCGCUAUACCAACUCCUGUAUCGGACUGCGUGUUCCCCCCGCCACGCCUGUGAUGCGCAAUAUUACCACCCCUUCCCUAGACAUACCUUACUACGGCUUAGGAGAGAGGGGAUCUGUAGCCCUGGCCGUGCCGCUUGAGGUCAAUACAACAGUCAGUACAUUAAAUUUGAAAGAGAACUGUUUGGGUGAAAAAGGUGCCAUGAAGCUGGCGAUGGUCAUCAAGGAGAAUUCCUUUUUAAGAGAUGUGAACUUAUCAGAUAACAAACUCGGUAAACAAGGUGCUAUCUUAAUGUGCCAAGGGUUGAGGAACCACAAUUACGUUAGGAACGUCAACUUGUCAAAUGUUGGUUUCACAGACAAGGAAGCUUCGGCAGUCGCAGAGGUUAUUGAGAAUAAUACUAAACUAAGAGAAUUGGAUUUAAGUCACAAUGAAUUUGGAACAGAGGCAGGGAUUGUAUUAGGACAAUCAUUAGCUUCAAACGACACGUUGGAAGUUUUAAACUUAAGUUGGAACCACUUUCGUCUUCGGGGAGCAUGUACUAUUUCUGAAGGGGUAGCGGUAAACGACGGUCUUAAAAAGUUACAUCUCUCUAUGAACGGAUUUGCAAACCAAGGCACUCUCACCAUGGCAAUGGCCUUGACCUUGAACUCCACCCUGGAAGAGCUUGACCUCAGCUGCAAUCGCAUCCCGUCCACCACUGUGGCGGAUUUUUCUCAAUGUUUGGAGAAAAACAGCACGCUCAAAAUUUUAAAGCUUGGCUGUAACCCCAUUUUAUACAAAGGUGCAAUAGGAUUAGUGGAAGCUAUAAACAAAAACGACGCCAGUAAAUUAGAAUUCCUGGAUCUCAAGGACGUCGUCGUGCUCAAAGACUUCAUGGAGAUUGCCGACGAAAUAAAAGAAAAGCGAAAAUUUCAAGUCGUCACUGGAUCGGUGUCUGGGGUGAAAGGCCUAGAGAAGCAAAUGGACAGAUUUGGUGACAAGAACCCUCUGGAAAUUCUCCUUAUUUUCAUGCAAGAGCAGGGCAUGCGGCUGACGGAUCUGUUCCGCACGUUCGAUAAAGACCAAAGCAUGAGCUUGUCUCGGGAGGAAUUCAUAGAAGGGCUCAAGUCUGUGAACACUCCACUCAGCCAGGCACAGUUGGAGGAACUCAUUGACAUGUUAGACAAGGAUGGCGAUGGAGAAGUGGACUUAAAAGAGAUUUUGAACAUCAACGUGGAAUUCAAAGACAUUAAGCGGAAAGCGUACGAAGAAACUAAAAAAGUGAAAGAAGAGAAGAAGCAGAAGAAGCCCCUUCCCGCAAUGCAAGCCAUAGCCAAGUUAAUGCAAAAGAAAAACGACAAAAAGUUGCUCGGAGAUGACACGGAAUUUGAAAACCAAGCUGACAGAGAAAAGGCACUGAUGCGAUCUGCGGCAGGGCUUUGGAAGAAGCCGAAAGAAAACGCACAAUCGGUUGCCAAUUAAUCAAUAUCAUC